This is a messenger RNA of Oryzias latipes (Japanese medaka), 2306 nucleotides long. It is a transcript of the gene oit3, whose product is annotated as oncoprotein induced transcript 3. Lineage: Eukaryota; Metazoa; Chordata; Actinopteri; Beloniformes; Adrianichthyidae. The record is from RefSeq and is a predicted model, not a curated record. Gene Ontology annotation, molecular function: calcium ion binding.
AGACUCAUUUAACACCGUGUGGUCAAGGUUAGCGGCUGCAGUGUUGGGUUUGUGGUGGGAUUUCAGAGAGGCGGCACAUCAUGAUGCUUCUGGUAUUUAUCAGUCUACUGCAGGAAGCCUUUGCAGCUCCAGGUGUAGCCUUGGAUCCGUGCUCUGCCUACAUCAGCCUGAAUGAACCCUGGAGGAACACGGAGUUCCACGUGAACCAGUCGUCCGGCGUCCCCCUGUGUGACAGCCACGUGUCGGGGGAGUGGUACCGCUUCACCGGCCUGGCUGGCGACGCCAUGCCCACUUUCUGCAUCCCUGAGAACCACUGUGGAACACACGCCCCCAUCUGGCUCAGCGGCAGCCACCCCCAGCUCCAAGACGGCGUCGUCACCCUGCCCGUGUGUGCCAGCUUCAACGACGACUGCUGCCAGUGGAACGCCACCGUGGACGUCAAGGCCUGUCCUGGAGGAUACUUCGUGUACCGCCUCCCCAAACCCGCCGUCUGCUUCCACGUUUACUGCGGCCACUUCUAUGACAUAUGCGACGAGGUGGACUGCACAGGGCCCAGAUGUUUGCCGUCUGACUGUCGCUGUCCUGCUGGAACUGUCCUGGGUCCAGACCGACAAACGUGCCUGGACAUCAAUGAAUGCGACAAGGACAACGGCGGCUGUUCGGAGCUAUGUGUGAACACCAAAGGCUCCAGGCGCUGUGCGUGUGGGCGGGGCCGCCUGCUGAGCGAGGAUGGACUCACCUGCAGGGAGACUGCAGGCUGUCACGUCAACAGUGGGGGCUGCAGCCACAGCUGCACCACCCUGCAGGACACCCACCAGUGCCACUGUCCCAGAGGACUGGAGCUGGGGGAGGACAGACGCACAUGCCAGGUGCCUGUCCAGUGCGACUCCAGCUCCAUUACAGUCUCAGUUCCUAAAGACCUGGUAGGAGGACUGGAGCUCUUUCUGUCCAACUCAUCAUGUCGAGGUGUCUCCAACGGCACGCACAUCAACCUCAGCUUCAGCCUGAAGACCUGCGGCACUGUGGUGGAGGUGACGGAAAACAGGAUUGUGGGGACCAACCUGGUGACAGGCCUCCCCAGGAGCAACCCGAGCAGCAGCAGGGACGUCAUAGUGCGGACCAGCAAACUGGUCCUCCCGGUUACAUGCGAGUUCCCCAGAGAGUACCACGUGUCAGACGGGUACCAGGCCAGUCUGCACAGCUCGGCCCUGGAGCUUGCAGGCCACAGCCGGGGAGUCUUCUGGUUCUACUUGGAGCUCUUCAAGAGCGCAGAGUUUCUGGAGCCUUACCGCUCCCCCCCACAGCUGCGUCUGCACGACUCUCUGUUCUUUGGCGUGGAGCCCAAGGACAGAGUUGAGGGCCUGUCUGCUCUGGUGGAGAGCUGCUUUGCGACGCCAGGACCCACAGCGGACCAGGCCCUGAAAUAUUUCCUCAUCAAAGACGGAUGCAUCUCGGAUGAGACGGUGACUCAGUAUUCAUCAAAGGACCAGCUCUCCAAGCACUACCAGGUUCCGGUCUUUAAGUUCGUCGGCAGGGACAACCGGCAAGUCUACCUCCACUGUCGGGUGUUGGUGUGCGGCGCAGGAGACGGCCGCUGCAGCCAGCGCUGCCGGGGGCGUGCUCGACGGGAGGUCAGGACAGGUGGAUCCCAGGAGCGCCGCACCCUGAGCUCGGGCCCCAUCUACAUUCUACCAUAAAGAAACUGCUGAUACAGAAACCAAACGUCCCGAAAAACAGAACAUUCGAUGUGACCACCUUUACUUUAUUUUGGUAUUAAAAACACCAAAAACAUAAAGGCAUUGCACUAUCCCCCCUCACUCACACACAGGCAUAACUACACACACUCUGCUUCCCCCCCAUCUGUUAUUUAUACUGCUGGUGAUGAACAAGCACGUCCAAGUUUGUGUAUCUGUGCCUCAAAGCACAAUUUACAGACAUUAAAAUGAUUGACGUUUCUAUUAAAAAGCAUCACGAGGGCGCCACAGUUCAUUUCCAGCUACAGCAGCACAAUCUGAGCUUUUCCUGAGGUGCACAUUGUACCACUUCUUAGGCUCGCUUAGAGCUUACGGGCCUUCAGGAUUCAUAAAGAGCAGCGUACUUUCUGCCCCAUCACUGAUUUGGAAAAUAAAAGUGGAACAUGUGACUCAUUUUCUGGGUGUAAUGGAUGAUGGAAGAGGGGGAACGUCACACGUUAAACACAUUUAACACACGCUCCGUCACUUUAGCAGCUAAUCGAAAUGUAAUCGUGCCAUUUAAGAUGCAGUUUGUUCAUUAAAAGUGACUAAUAACAUUGACAUAGUAGUGAA